GCAAAAGUUGGGGGGUCGUCUUAUACGCCCGGUCGCCUAAUGCGCCGGAACAUACGGUAUGUCCUGGUUUGUGCCCCUUGUCAGUAACUGCCUGAACCAUCCUCAUCUGCUCUAAUCCAGGUUUAUGGUGCUGAAGGGGAGCCAGGGGGUUGCUGUGGGUCUCCUAAUAACUAAAUAAUAUCGUAGUAAUCUUGUACUCACAACAUAUUAGUAGUGUCAGAAAACAAGAGCCAGUAUUUUCAGAUGAUGGUGGGCAUCCUUGCACUGCUGUUGUUCCUAUUAUGCCUACUCCUAAUUUAUCACGGAAGAACACUAAGGGGACGCAGCCUCCUGUGACGCAGCGUGAGGCCCCGCCUCCUCCGUACUGGCACAGCACAUGUUCGUUGGCCACCUCACCGCGGAAAGUCCUUCCGAGCUUGGCGCUCGCCCACCUGCUGCUGCUGCUGCCGUUGUGGGAGCUGGAUCCGGCCUCCACCGUGGCCACGUGGGGCUUCGCUUGGCUCGCGGGCGCCAUGAAGAGCCUGCCGUAGCGAGGUGGUGCGCGGCUUCGGCCGGGGCUACAAGGAGCUGGGCAUCCCCACAGGUGAGGGCAGUGGAGGCUGAGGCGGCCGCUCAUGGCCUUUUGCCGGAGGGAGGGAGAGGGCUGGGCCAGGCCUCCCUCCCUCCAAGUGGUGGGUUUCGGUUUUGUUCCACCCGCCAGAAGCCUCACCUUGGGCUGCUGCUGCUGCGACAGCAGGGGUGCGCGCUCUGCCCCUGGUGGCGCUUGGCGGGCAGCCAAACUCUAUAAUUUAACUGCAAAAUUUGGGGGGUCGUCUUAUACGCCCAGUCGCCUAAUACGCCGGAACAUACGGUAUGUCCUGGUUUGUGCCCCUUGUCAGUAACUGGUGCUGAAGGGGAGCCAGGGGGUUGCCAUCUCCUAAUAACUAAAUAUAUCGUAAUAAUCUUGUACUCAUAACAUAUUAGUAAUGUCAGAAAACAAGAACCAGUAUUUUCAGAUGAUGGUGGGCAUCCUUUUCUUUCUCCCAAGGUUAACCAGACGAGAAAAAGGAAAGCAUGUAAUUCAACUACCAACACAAAAACUUCAGAUAUGAAUUGAGUGCUCUAAAUAACUACUUCACCCUAAUAUUCUAUCAACCACACCCAAACAAAACUUACUUUCACACCUGAAGAAACUAGAAUACAUGAAAGAAGAGUAGGGGGAAAUUUAAGAGAACAAUUGCCUCAACCAUCACUUUCAAUUUUUAAACUCCCUGCUCAGUGUGCUCCUCAGCAACACUUAUAUACAAAUGCUAUACAAGUGGAAGUAAAACCUGAAAUUUAAUUAUUCAAAACACUUGACUGCAGAAGAGCAGCUUGUCAUUCCUAGAGUCAAAUGCCGCUAUCUGGCUGAAAGUCACAAUGCUAAAAUCAGAACUUCACUUGAUACUGAAAGAACAACUCCUGCCUCAUAAGCUCACUGUUCCUCUUGCAUUUCCUUCCCUGCCACUUUCUUAGAUAAAAGUGCCAGGCAUUGAAUCAAAAUAUAUUAAAUCACAGGGACAACAGAUCUGACUAUUCCAUAUUUGCAUGUGGCAUAAGUGGAGUGUGACAUGUUUGUUAUGAGUACAGGAUUAUAAUGAUAUAUUUAGUUGUUUUUAAAGAGGAAAACCACGCACUCACCCUUUUCAAGGAUUCUCCAUGAUGCUCAAAGCAUCUUGUUUUAUUUAGGCCAAGCCAGAUACAGUGGUUAAGAUGUGGUGUGUCUCCCAAUGCUUUCUAUUUUCACUUUAAUGUAACUAUGGUAUGGGGUGUGUCCCCAGAUUUAGAGAAGCGACAGGAAAAGGGUGUUUUAACUCUUUCCCCACUGAUCAUUUGCCUGCUAAAUACUUUUAGCUGCUUAGAUACUUUGCUCACGUAUCUUUUUCCCCCUCAGAGAGAAAAGCAGAUGGGGAGAGAUAUUAUGAUUGGGAAAAUGGCCUGUGGGAAAAUAGUUAAGUACUGCCCUCCCCACAGUAGCUCUAUCAUAUUCUGAGCCCCCUGCAGCAGCAGUACAGUAAAAACAAAACCCAUUAGGAGACAUUCUUUAUGUCACAUCUAGCUCACCCUGUACAAUCCUGCUCCUGUCAGGACUGGCUUGUAUUAACCAGACACUCGUAUAUAUAGUACUAUCUACAUCUCUUUCGUUAUCCACAUAGCACCCAUUUUUCUGUGGAACUAUUUACAUUAGACAAUUUAUACUUGUGAAGACCCACUUCAUGUACUUUCAGAUUUGUGCAUAUAAAAUAGGCACAUAGAUGUACAUUAUUGUGUACAUGAACAUCUAUCUAUGGAAACCUGAUUUAUGCUGUAAAAUUACAUCGAGGUAUUUGCAGUAUAUAAAGCCAUAUUUGAUGAAUUGUGCAAAAACAACAAAGUCUUGUGGUGCCUUAAAGGUGCCACCAAUUAUAUUCAAACUUUGUUCUGACUUUUCUGAGCCAUUUUCUCCAGUGUGAUGAAUGCCCAAUGUUUAUCCUUUGCAUUUGUGAAAGACCACAAGGGGUGUGCGUGUGCAAGAAGUGACACACGAUACCUGCAGGUGCACACAAUGAAAUGAAGUGUUUAAUUCGUUAACGGAGUGAUGCUCCGCAAGUCAGGUUGUUUUUCCUGCAACAGCAUUGCUUAAAUCCAGUCACUGCUCCCCCCUCCCCCUCCCCGGUGAAAUGUUGUAGACAUGUAGACAUUGCUUUCACAGCUGAAGCCCAUGAGUCUGUAAAAUAGCCCUUCUUUUCUCCUCAGUUCUCAGUUUCUCCAGAGAGGGCGGGAAUUGCCUGGCUACUGUAAAAAGACAAGAAGGAGAAAAGAGGACUGCAGAAACCAUUUGUUUUAAUAAAAAGAACUCAAAGGAUGAAACUGUAGAUGGGAGGGGAAGACAAAGAGAGGUCAUGGAUUCACUAAUGAUAGCACAUGACAUGGGACCAUUGACUGGGUGUCUUGAGGCAAGGCUCUCAAGGCAAGUACUGCAUGAGAGCUACUGGAGGGAAACAACAGGUGAAAUGUUGUAGACAUUGCUUAAUGCCACCAGCAUUGAUUUCUGGAAGACUUCUACUCUGAAAGUGGUGUGGAGAUACCCCUGUUGAGACUAUGUCUUCCAUGGAGAAGUAGUUGUGGCAAUCACACAGGGUCCCCGGACGUUUCACCAUCUAUUGAUCCUUGUGCCACCACUUUAUUUCUCACUGCCACCCCCCAGGCCCUACCUGGUACAAUACUGAGUCCAGUCAGGGUUAAAUUGGAACAUAAACUUCUGUUUAUUUAUUGCAGUUUAACAAGCGUGUGGUUUCAUAAACGGUCUCAGUCAAUUACAAUCAUGGGGUGCCUAUCCAAACCUAUAACAUCCGCUACCUGCUCUCACUCACUAAACCACCUCUCAGAUAUUUACUUGUCUUCCUAGCUCCUAACUGUUCCUGACUCAGCUUAUUUCACUACACUAACUCCACCUACCCCCAGACUCUAUCCCAGUUCACUCCCACUCCAACCAACCUCCCAACGAACUCUCCUCUUCACUCCUCCCAGAGCUGGUUUUAUACUCCCUCUGCCUCCACCCCCCUGGGUUCUGAUUGGGUAACCUGUUUAACUAUUUCACCUCCAGCACUCUCAUAUGUUAACAUCACAGUAGUCCAGGUGGAGCAGUGAAAUACUAUGAUCCUUCCCCCCAGAAAGGACGGGUGGCUGUAGGUAGAACCCAGAGGAAUUAGCAGAUGAGGGAGCUUCAUUAAUGUGAACAUGUUUAACAUUCAUACAAUUCACCUCUACCAAACUGAACUUUUGGAUUUCAUUCCCUUUUCUGAAGAGCUUGACAGCAUAAAUCAGAAGCAAGCACAAAGUUUGUCAGGUCUGAAGCUCCUAUGAUGGUAUGCGUCAAAUCAGUUAUCAGUUAUUUAGAUUGUGUAUUGUGUCUUUUGGUUAUGUGUAUGUAAAAGAUUCUAUUCGAAUUUUUAAAUGUUCAUAAGUAUGCAUUGAUUUUUUUUUUGUAAGGCAAAAAUACUUCUGUUAAUUUAUAAACUAUAAUUGAUGUGAAAUAAUGUGCAGAUAUUUAGGAUCUAAGGGAUCACAGAUUGUAGUAACAGAUCUUGAAAAUACUCCAGACAAAGAAAUAUUUUUUCCUUUGAUGAAAAGCGUAUCUGUCUCAGAUGCUGGCACAUGUUAACAGAAAAGGUGUUGGGAAAUACGGUUUGGAAAGGCAGACCAUUGUCUUCCAGAAGCACAAACGUAUUUCACUGUAUGCUUCCUGAAUAUGUUGUGGAGGGUGCUUGGGAGCUUGGGAGUACAAAUCAUUAUAAAGAUUAACCAUUUGUUAAGCACUAUUCAAAAGAAGAAGAGUUGUAGUUUAAAAAUUAAUUACUGCACACAAUUGUUUGUGCCAAAAUAUAUUUAUAGUACAAACCUUAUAAUCACUGUACAAUUCAUCAUAAAGUAGUAUCAACCAAAACAAUCUUGGACUACUGAAGCAAAAGGGCACGUGACCUCAUUCCCACACCCCUUCUGGUGAAAGAAAGAAAAAUGGCAGAGGUUUGAUGAUGAAAUUUGGCAAAUGUAAUUGUAAUUGUUUUCUUCACAAAAAGCAAAACAAAAGCAAAUGAUCACAUUUUUGGUCCUUUACAUGAGCACUCUCAAAGAGUUACAGCUAAAAUGAAUAAACAUGGAUUUACAAAACAGUAGUUAUAAAUCCCACGAGCAAAAUCUGUGCUUGACAUUUAUUAUGUCCACAUUUAAUUUUCCUAAUCACUUUUAAUAGGUUAAAGCAAACAUGCCCUCCAAAUGGAGGUCAGUGUGGGCCACAGACCUCAUUGCUACAUCAUGCUGUUCAGUAUCGGUUUUAAGGGAUUUAAGGGAAUAUUAAUUUUAGAUAAUAUAAGGAAUCCAGUCUUUUAAAGUCCUUCCCCCAUUUUAUGGUAAGUUUAUUCUUCCGUGAUGCAAUCUUCAGUGGAAAUCUAUGCCUUUAGUUAAAGAGAUGAAGAAGCAGAAGAGACAAGUUAAACAGAAUUUUAAUUAUCCAGCAAUGCCAUUACUUGUAUGAUGAUGAUGAUGAUUUCAGUUUAUACACUGCCCUAUACCCGGAGGUCUCAGGGCAGUUCACAAACAAGAGCACAACAUACAAAAUCAAACCGAAAGCAGUAACCCAACCCCCCCCAAAGACACAAUAUACAAUCUAAAUAAUCUAGGGUGAAACUCAACACAUUUAUAUUGGUGAAAGUGACACAAUGUAUUUCUCACAAUGGAAAAAAUUAGCCUUUUAUGUAGUUAUUCUCAUAAAUGAGCUUGAAAUAUUUUUUCCUUAGCGGUAUUCAUUAAUCCUUUUUGCAUUUCAUAGCUAUUCUUAUUUAUUUUUUCCAUUUUGUUUUUACACCAAGGAGGCUGCAGUCAAAUAAUACUCAGCAACUGAUUUCCUCUCUUUGGACUGAAAAAUUAAACAGAUACUAAAUUAUGACAGUGAAUUUAGAAAGGAGGGCUCCAAGGGCUUGAAAGAACAUGUCUGAGAUAAUAUGAUGCUUCUAAGAAUAUUGCAAUCACAUCCAAGCAAUCACCGAAGCGUGCCAUGUAACUACCUCCUCAGCUAAUAUGCUUUUUUCUCCGUGAUGACUAAUCAUGUUCUAUUAAACAGCAGUAAUGCUGGAAGAACUCAACUAUACAAGUGUAAUGAAGCCAGUAUUCUCCCUGGACAGAUUAGCUACAACUGAUUUGACACAUACCAUCAUAGGAGCUUCAGACCUGACAAACUCUGUGCUUGCUUCUGAUUUAUGCCGUCAAGCUCUUCAGAAAAGGGAAUGAAAUCCAAAUGUUCAGUUUGGUAGAGGUGAAUUGUACUGAUGUGCUUAACUGUCAGUUAAGGAAAGUUGCAAUUUCUUCUCAUCUUCCCCCUCUUGUAUAUUACUGCAUGUUCCUUCUGAAUUUGAAAAUAUGUGGGUUAAUAUAUAUAGUAUUUGUAUAUCUGUGAGUUCAGUGCAUCUUGUUCUGCUUAUCCCCUGCGAGCAGAGGAUCCCGGCAUUGGUUCAAAAUGUGACUAUUCUCUAUAGCAAACAUACUUGCCGUCCUGUGCAAAUGCUAGCAAAAGAGAAAUCACUGGAGUUCACAUUGGCCUGAGAUCACCUACCGCUGUUUGGCUUACACCAAAGCUCAAAAAAUCCUUUUUACGCCUUACAGUUUUUAUACUAUUAUGAACAAACUGCACAUGUAAAUAUACGGAGUGUUAACAUCUUAAUGUGUAUACUCCUAGGGGAAGGGAAAAGAAGAAGUGGUUAUGGAUAGCAUUAAAAUACAUAUGCUAAUAAACAUAUUAGAUCAAAGGUUCCCUAGACCAUGAAACUGAUGCAAAAAUAUAAAUAUAAGCUUCCCUUUCUUUCCAAAAGGAGGCUAAGAUGGGGAUGGAGACUUGAGGGUUCCUAACAGAGAUGCUUAGGAGAUAUGCAUUCAGAGAACUUCAAAUUGCCACACAAUCUCUUAAAGAGCUGACACUGCCAGUAGGUCAAGGAAAGUUGUGUUAGUCCAAACACAAUUAUGCCUAUGCUUUAGCUACAUGAAAGGUUAACACUCUGGGCUUGUAGAAUCUGUCACAUUUUCUAUGAUACUUCUUCUUCUUAAAGGUAUCACUUCAAAUAUUCUCCCUUAAAACAAACAAACAAGUAUAAUUUCACAAUGAAAAUACAUAUGCAUGGUGGAAUGCAGUGAGCUGCUAUGCUGAUCUUUCACUUAAACAGGUCUUUAAAAAUAGUUUAAUGGGGGGGAUAAAUGAAAGUGCAUUGCUGUUCAAGUGGUUAGCAUUUAAAAAUAUAUUGUCUGGGAUCUGAUUUUCAAAAUGUGUUAAAAAAACUACCACGGGGACGGGGCAUCCAAUUGUUCAUGAGAACUACUGACAUUCAGGACAAUUGGAUAUGAGCUGUAAUAUCACAUGACACACCAGCCCCUUCAUUGUGGUAAUGCCCAAGCGUACCCCAAAUGAAGUCAACAGAAAGUACUUAGUUUUUGUACCACUAAAUUGUAUUUUGUCAAGCCUUAUUUUAGUAAACUGUCAGGAAGAAAGCUUAGGAAAUUGUCCCUUGCCCAACCAAGGAGGGUGUCACAGCGCCUCCCCUAAAAGACCAGAGAGUCUGCAACCCCAGGUUCUGAUGAACAUGGCAGUGAUGAAGGGAAGGCAUCAGCCGAUUGCUAGUGGCAAAUAAGUAGUGUUAUGGAAGCCACAUUAAAACUAGUAUCUGCCUGAACAUCUUCAAAGCCACAAAUGUGGACUCAUGCUGCGAAAUUCCCAUGGCUCUUUUAUUUCUUUUAAAUACUCACAGAGCUGAAUACAUGAAAACAGAAAACCAAUGGAAUAAGGCGGCCAACUCAAGCAUUGUUGCACAAAGACUGUAGUUUGUGCCUGUGAGGCUUCUCUCGGCUCAAGUUACCAGACAACGUUACAAAAGUAUUUCUUCUGGUCUUCUCAGCACAAAUUCAGUUCUGUGCUUUAUUUUCUCCAGUUAUUUUCCCCUUCAAUGGAAAAUACAGUAACAAAGAAAUAAAAUAUCACAGGAGUGUUAAAUGCAGAUAAAUGUAUAUUUUCUUGUUGCAUGUAAAGGAUUUUUCACUGGUAUCUCUCUCAGGCAGUUUCAACAUUCAUUCCUUCUCUACAAGAUACCCUUUUUCCUACUCGUGCCUCGCAAUUCAAAACCACAGAACCCACAAAGGAGACAAAAGCUAAAAACAAUUCAGUGCUACCAAAACAUUGAACCUGUAAUUGUUAUCUAAUAUCCUUCCCAGAAGUCAGCCAUUCCACGAGAUCCAUUCUGGAGGACAAGAAGCUAUGUUCGGACCCUGAUUCUUGCAUACUUUGCUUCUGGCUCCCAGGCACCCUCCACAACAUUUUCAGGAAGCAUACAGUGAAAGACCUUUGUGAGUUGAGGACUCUAACCCGCUUAGUGGAGAAAUAAUGGACACAGACACAAGUAUUUUAGGUUAAUGGGCUGAAAAAGGCCACAACUUUUAUUGGUUACAGCAUAUGAACGGUAUUGGCUUAGGCAUUGGAUCAAACAACCUAUAUCCAACCCCACCCACGCAGCGGGGGUCAUUUGAAGGUUAACAACCAGUGGGAGGAGCUUGUUGCUGCAAAUACAACUGGAAGCUUCCCCUGAUGUCACCGGGGCUCGUGCCAUGGCCCUAGCCACCAGCAGGGCAUCGGACAGGAUCCACGACCACCGGAUUCCUAUAAUGGAAUACCCAAAAUGGGGCAGGGCCACACCCUGCCCCCCAACACAUAUUCCAAUGCCUAACCACCAAAACCGGAAAAGUUGUGACGAAUUGCUACGAGGGAGGUGGAAAACCAAGAGGCUGGUGCCAAUCUAGCCAAAUGGACAAAAACUCCUACCAGGCCCCCUGGGCAACCAGGGCGACCAACCAAGGUCCAUAGCAAGGUCAAGAGCACAAACCUAGCCUAAAGGGCGGGCAGGUGAUCCGACGUCUUCCAGCAAGCAGAAUGAGGCUGGGAGGCUGCCGCGGCCGCUUGAAUGCAGGUAAACCCCGCCCCCAGGCCAACCCUAUUGGCUGGCCUGCUGCAGGGCGGGGUGGCAGCCGGGGAGAUGAUGCAGGGGGCCAAACAUGCUCCCCUGCUGACACGGGAACGGUUCCCGCUCACAACACCUCCCAUCGGGGAAGAGGAGGGGCUUUGUGCUUCUGGAAGCAGCUGUGAAAGCAAUGUCUACAACAUUUUACCGGGGGGGAGAGCAAUGACUGGAUUCCUGUUGCAGGAAAAGCAACCUGACUUGCGGAGUAUCACUCCGUCUUCACAAGUAUAAAUUGUCUAAUGUAAAUAGUUCCACAGAAAUAUGGGUGCUGCGUGGAUAAAGAAAGAGAUGUAGAUAGUACUAUAUAUACGAGUGGUUAAUACACGCCAGUCCUGCAUAGGAGCAGGAUUGUACAGGCUGGGCUAGAUGUGACUUAAAGAAUGUCUCCUAAUGGGUUUUGUUUUUACUGUAAUGCUGCUGCAGGGGGCUCCGAAUAUGUGCUGUGUCUUAAGAGUUAUAGGGAGGGGGGAGGGUUGCCAAGCCCCUUUUCAGAAAUACAUGUCCUGGUUUGUGCACCUUGUUGGUAACUGCCUGAACCAUCCUUAUCUGCUCUAAUCCAGGUUUACGGUGCUGAAGGGGAGCCAGGGGGUUUGCCGUCUCCUGUUCCAAAUCUCCAGCCUCUGUCCUGCCCUCUGGGGAUUAUUGGGCUACUGUUUUUGGGAUGUUCCUCGUCUCCUUAAAAAUAUAUAUAUCCUUCACUGAUACGAUGUAGCUGAUUUUUCACCUUUGUUGUUUCUAAGCUGUUUUAUUAUUGUAAGAGAGGUAGAAUAAGAAAUAUUGAAUGAACGGGUGAUUUUAUAAAGCAUUCAGAUUUCUUGCCAGAGCUUCGUCUUUUGUUAUGUUUUCUUCAAAUUCACAAAAGGUGUGAACAUGCUUUCCUGACAUUGACAUAAUGCUUAUUGGCUUCUCUGGAACUUAAAGCACAUGUUUACAUGCUUUUGAGAUUCAAGACUUUGCUCUAGCAUCAGACCCACAAUAUAGCUCUUGGACCUCAGUGUCCAGGCUGAACAAUGGGGGUGGGGAGCAUGGUUGCAGGAUUUUUUCUAUAGAAGAUACAUUGUUCCAAAAUUUGUGGUGGUGAUUUAGCUCUCAUAGUGCAUCAAAUGUUAUUUGAUCCCAUUUUCCCAAACUACCUACAUUUCCUUUUGUAGCAUCAGUUAUGUAAUUCCUACUGGCAUGGGAGGAAGGGGAGUGGGUGAAUUCACGACUUGAGGCAGCCAAUACUUAGCCAAUGGCUGGUUUUAGUUUCUUUCUUUCUGUAAAUAAUGUAUAAAUGAUGACACAGCAGUGUGGAAAUUUUAAAAAGUUGGGUUUUUAAAGAUUUUUUUAUUAUUACCUCAUUCAGCAAAUUUGUUUUACAAUGACUCCAUGAAACUUUAUUUAUAUUGUUUGUAUGAUUAUUAAACAUAUUGAUACAUUUCACUUUGCUUGUUGUUUCAUAUGAUCUUGUUCGAUUAAAUAUCAAUUUGUAUUAUGUUUCCCUCUCGCUUUCUCCAUCCCUUUUUAGUGUGUCAGCUGUACAGUAUUCUGAAUUUUAAAAAUGUUGUAAAGUAAUGCAAAGAGAGAGACUGCUACAUUGGAUAUGUCUCUUUCUAAU
Podarcis lilfordi (Lilford's wall lizard) is the source of this 10146-nucleotide messenger RNA. Lineage: Eukaryota; Metazoa; Chordata; Lepidosauria; Squamata; Lacertidae. The record is from the annotation of a GenBank genome assembly.